This is a messenger RNA of Sesamum indicum (sesame), 731 nucleotides long. RefSeq lists its product as uncharacterized. The record is from RefSeq and is a predicted model, not a curated record. NCBI's taxonomy places the organism in Eukaryota, Viridiplantae, Streptophyta, Magnoliopsida, Lamiales, Pedaliaceae.
UCCGACAAACCCGAUCAGCCAAUAGCAGUGCUCCCUUUUGACCCCCCGAGAAACGAAGAAGAAUUCAGUUCCUAGUUUGAUCAAACAGGUUUGGAGACGGGUAUAUGGGUGUAUGAUGAUGAUGAUUAUUAUGGAGAUACAGCUAGAUAUUUUUCCAAUUUUCUCGUUGAGGAACAUAUUCAGGUCUAAUCCCUGCCGGGCAAUAAAGUCAGGACAAAACCAUCAAUAUAUGGAUCAGUCAGAACCUCACAAGGAGCUUAUUGAUGAUUUGACUCGCGAGUCAUUAAUUGCAAUCUCUUAUGGAGUACCUGACACUGAUCAUACCACUGAAAUAUCACCCAAAAAUAUGGACGGUGUGAAAGUUGUUGAACCUCUGAGUUGUGAUGGGGAAGAGAAGUACAGGUCUAAGCUGAUCUCCAUUGCUUACUCACCAUCACCAGAUAUGGAAGUGCCGCAGCCGUUGCCCCGACCACUUGAUGUUUAGCGCAGACUAACAGGUUUUAUACCAUGUUUACAAUGUAGAAUUUAUGACAAUAUGUUGUAGACACCUUAGCUGUUUGUCGUUCAGUGUGUUUGUGUUCUAAAUACCUGUAAUGUAAUUAACUUCACUGUGAAAUAUCUGUUGAAUACAGAACUUUAUUUUGUAUUUCUUUUUGCUAUGUACACGCCCUGCGUACCGGACUCUUGCACUCAUGACUACCCAAUGAAAGAGAAGUUGUUUCUUGAUCGAA